This is a messenger RNA of Thermothielavioides terrestris NRRL 8126, 2384 nucleotides long. RefSeq lists its product as uncharacterized. Lineage: Eukaryota; Fungi; Ascomycota; Sordariomycetes; Sordariales; Chaetomiaceae. Gene Ontology annotation, biological process: signal transduction; regulation of GTPase activity. The coding region runs from base 86 to 2149 and encodes 687 amino acids. The transcript has 3 exons. Gene Ontology annotation, cellular component: cytoplasm. The record is from RefSeq and is a predicted model, not a curated record.
CGAACGCUCCUACACCCAGGCACCGUCUGGGAGCCAGGUGAGCCGAGUGGCCCGGCUGCCCAUCUCGCAGCCUGUCCCGACUGGAAUGGGCCGCAAAGCUGCACCGCAGCCGCUCUCGCUGGGGGGCACUGUGCGUCCUGGUGACGAGUCGCGUGCUGCGCCCACUGGUGAAACAACGGUCCCCAAUUCCGCGAGACCGCCGCCCGAUACAUCGUCGCCCCGUUCCCCCCGCUCGCCCUUCCGGAACGGCCAGCACACCACAGAGGACGCUGCCGGCCUUGGAGAGCGUUCUCUACCGCUUGCCGAUGUGCUUCACCAGCCCCGCCAGUCGCUAGAGGAACAUCAGCAAGAGAACCAGAACCCGCCGCAGCCUUCGCCAAGAGCCCAUGCUGCGGACCAACACCAUCAGCAGCUGGGCCACAGACAUCCGCGGCGCGGCGACGACAAGGCCUCCAAGUCGGGCUUCUUCUUCAACUUUGGGAAGGCGGCCAAGGCCUCGGACCGUCCAAUUGUGCACCAACACUCGAAUUCCCGCACCGAAACCAUGUCGCGAGACUCGGACCGCCCGUCGCACUCGAAACAAAGCAUCAAGCAUUCCGACUCAGCCCAUCCCGACGCCUCACUGCAAAAGCCGUACACGCCAGUACCAUCCAGAUCCGAAGUGUCGCUAGCGUCCACAACGGACUACGACAGCCAGGGCAACGCGGUCACCUCGUCCUCGAAAAAGUCCAAGCCCAAACCUUUCACAUUGCUCGGCCGCUCAAGGUCAAUCAAAGACAAGGAUAGUAAAGACAGUCCCAGCCCAAAGGAGCAGCUCGCUCAAGCACCUGCCCUGGCACCCGCAGCGGCACCGGCCAAGCCUGCCGAGCCUGAACGACCCUACACUUCAGCCUCGGCUCCGAGGACGGCUCCCAUUCAAUCUCGCGAUCGGUCUUUUCGCGAGAUGAUGUCCUCGGCCGUCAGAAAUCACUCCGCCGAGCGGGCUCAAUCCAGGGACGUCAGCGGAAAAGGUCGGGACCUGGAUCCGAACCAGAGGGCACAGCCGACCGGUUACACCCCGACACCUGGAGCGGCCUUCUUCAGCAAUCUCAAGCACAGUAAAGCGGCGGGCAUCCUCAGCAACCGGUUUUUUGGCGGCGGGAGCUCCAGGAACGAGGCGCCCGCUCCCAAGGAGCCGGUGGUGGACGAUGAGCACUACGUUCUCAAGGUCAUCAACCUGCCGCUGGUCGAACAAACACGCCUUACCCGGAUAUCGAAGAGACUGGAGCAUUCUCGAGACAAGACCGAGUUCUGGAUGCCCGCAUUUCCCUGGAGGGCGAUAGACUACCUCAACUACAAGGGUAGCGAGGUGGAGGGCCUCUAUCGAGUGCCCGGUAGCGGGCCGCAGAUCAAGAAAUGGCAGCGCAAGUUUGAUGAGGAGCUGGACGUAGAUCUCUUCGAGCAGCCGGAUCUGUACGACAUCAACAUCAUCGGCUCCAUGCUCAAGGCGUGGUUGCGCGAGCUUCCUGACGAGCUGUUUCCUAAGGAGGCCCAGGAGAGGAUAGCGAGGGAAUGCGCCGGGGCGGAGAAGGUACCGCAAAUGCUCAUCGACGAGCUGUCCAACCUGCCGCCUUUCAACUACUACCUCCUCUUUGCCAUCACCUGCCAUCUGAGCCUGCUUCUCGCCCAUUCGGAGAAGAACAAGAUGGACUUCCGCAAUCUGUGCAUCUGCUUCCAGCCGUGCAUGAAGAUUGACACUUUUUGCUUCAAGUUCCUGGUCUGCGACUGGCGCGAUUGCUGGAAAGGAUGCAAGAACGAGGCCAAGUACAUCGAGGAGGAGUAUGCGCUCUUCGACCAGCCGCCACCCAAGGGAUCGGGGGAGCAGAAAAAGAACGGCAACGGCAACCCCACGGCCGAGGAGGCCAAGCAGGAAGAUUGGAACAUCUCUUCGUCGGAUAGCAACAAGAGCCCGAACCGUGGGGCGACCGAGCAAAAAGGGUCGCGUUUGAAAAAGAAGCCGACGACGGCCGAGACCGAGAGUGCCGAGACGAGUUCGACCAUCUCGACAACGCUCACGGCCAGCAGCGAGCGGGAGGCCACGCCGCCGAGGCAGUCGGGCGACCUGCGCCCGCUCUCGCCUAUCAAGCCGUUAUCGCCGUUGAAAUUUUGAACCGGCUUGCCGAUGAGUUUCCUGCAUCGAUAUCAGGGGGCAGGCGGAUGGCCUGUGUCUGCUGUUCGCGUCUGCGAGCCUGCGGAGCGUCAUCAACCACUAUCAUAACGACGUUGCGCCGUUCACAACUCGGUCCUGGCCUCCUUAACGCUGUCUGUCCAUAGACACCGACACCGCAUACUCAUCUCGUGUGUACCGAGGGCAUCGCGGCCGGUUCAUCUCAACGUUGCCACCC